Branchiostoma floridae (Florida lancelet) is the source of this 8887-nucleotide messenger RNA. RefSeq lists its product as uncharacterized. Bases 78 to 8006 code for a protein of 2642 amino acids. The record is from RefSeq and is a predicted model, not a curated record. Lineage: Eukaryota; Metazoa; Chordata; Leptocardii; Amphioxiformes; Branchiostomatidae. Gene Ontology annotation, molecular function: calcium ion binding. The transcript has 37 exons.
AGACUUCAUGACUAGGUGCGCUAGGUAAAUUACAUCAUACGGAUUUUUUUUCCGUUGUGGGACUACUAACAGACAACAUGAUGCCGUUUGGCAACCACAUCACCGUAUGUGUGCUGAUUCUGACGACAUUUGGACCGUUAGGAUCAAUAGGACAGACCUGUGGAGGAACUCUGAACGAAGACACUACGACUAGGAACUUCACAUCUCCCAACUACCCAGAACGACUCUCAGCGGACGUCACGUGUGAAUGGAUUAUCGAAGAACCUAUGGGUCAAGUUCAACUGCAGUUUCAGGACUUUGAUUUCCCACCUACAGUAUUUGGGUGUUCUGACUUUAAUCCAUUCCUGUCCAUUUAUGAUGGUUCAACAGCAUCAGCCCCAUCCCUGGGACAGUACUGUGGAGAUGAGAAUGAUAUUUAUGCUCCACCAGGCGUGGUAGUAUCAUCUUCAGGGUCACUGCGUGUCCACUUUUAUUCUGGAAACUUCGGUGGACUCUUACCUGGACAAGGCUUCGCUGCCACGUUUUCUUUCCAAGGUGAUGUAGAUCAUUGUGCAUCGUCGCCCUGUACCAACGGAGGGACAUGUGUGAAUGCACCUAACGGUUUCCAGUGCCUGUUGUCGCGAACAUCAUGCAUGCUGCCACUGGGGAUGGCAAGUGGUGACAUUGAAGACAGUCAGAUCUCAGCAUCAACAGAGAGGACUGGGUACGAGGCUUACAAAGGUCGACUGAACGGUCCCCGUGCCUGGCAGGCAGACGUCGCCAACACUAACCAGUGGUUACAGGUCAACUUUAACACCAGAACCAUCAUCACCGGGAUCCAGACACAGGAAUACGACCACUGUGCCUCGUUGCCCUGUAGUAACGGAGGGACAUGUGUGAAUGGACCUGUCAGUUUCCAGUGCCUGUGCCCCCCGGAGUAUGUGGGAACACAGUGUCAAGUAUUGAAGUCAUUGUGCUCCCUGCCCCUGGGGAUGGCAAGUGGUGACAUUGAAGACAGUCAGAUCUCAGCAUCAACAGAGAGGACUGGGUACGAGGCUUACAAAGGCCGGUUGAACGGUCCCCGUGCCUGGCAGGCAGACGUCGCCAACACUAACCAGUGGUUACAGGUCAACUUUAACAACAGAACCAUCAUCACCGGGAUCCAGACACAGGGUUUGUGGGGAGGGCAUGUCAAGAGCUACAGACUUCUCUACGGAGCGACAGAGGACGGUCUGUUGAUGUACAAAGACACCGGGUCCAACAUUGACAAGGUUUUUGACGCUAAUUCUGAUGGUUCAGCAGUGGUCAGUCAUGUCCUUGAAGUACCGGUCACUACGUCCAUCGUGCGAGUAAACCCUCAGGACUUCACGGCCAACUUGAUACGUCUCCGUAUAGAGAUGCUAGGAUGUGAGGCUUCCACGUCAAAGAAGACCAACAUACCACUUCCAGUAGAAACCACGAAACCUGACUUGAUCAAGACAACGAAGACUCUUUGGAAACAUACCACAUCGGCUGAAGAUGGUGGUAAGGCUGAACAGUCAGGCGACAGUGGAGGAGGAGGAGGUAACACCGCGGUGUUCGCUGCUGCAGGAGCCGCAGGAGGAGUAGCGGUCCUGGUCGGAGUGGGAGUCUCUAUCUUCAUCUGCAGAAGACGCGGAAGUACAUGCAUGAUUCGGGUGUUGUCAGAGAGCUACACUACUUCGUCGUGGCACGUGUUUAACAAUCGUGCGAUGGUGAAGGAAUACCGGCGGAACAAAAUGAUCUCAUCUGGCAAAAUCCUCGUUGUAAGAGUUCUGAUGCUGGUGGCAUUCGGGGCGUUAGGGUCAAUGGGGCAGAACUGUGGAGGAACUCUAAACAAAGACAGUCCGACAAGAAACUUUACAUCUCCCAACUACCCUAGACCAGUACAAGAUGGCGUCACUUGUGACUGGAUCAUCGAAGCACCCAUGGGUCAAGUUCAUCUGCAGUUUGACGACUUCAUUUUCGCGCCAGCAGUAUUUGGGUGUUCUGACUUUAACGCGUUUGUGUCAGUGUAUGACGGUUCGUCCACAUCAUCCCCAUCACUAGGGCGGUACUGUGGAGAUGAGAUCGGGAACUUCGCGCCUCCAGACGUGAUACAGUCAUCUUCAGGGUCUUUGUUCGUCCGCUUCUACUCGGGAACCUUCGUUGGUCUUACAUCUGGACAAGGAUUUGUUUCAACUUUUUCUUUCCCAGACCACGCUGACUGUACUGACGUGGUGUGUCAGAACGGAGGGACGUGCACAGACACACCGAGUGGAUACAGCUGCUUCUGUGCUGCUGGGUUCACUGGUUUGCAGUGUGAAACAGAAAACGUCGACUACUGCGCAUCGUCUCCUUGUACUAACGACGGGACAUGUGUGAAUGUACUUGGCGGUUUCCAGUGCGAGUGCACGUCAGAGUAUGUUGGGACACAAUGCCAAGUGUUAAAAUCCUCAUGCUUGAUGCCUCUGGGGAUGGAAAGUGGCUACAUUGAAGACAGCCAGAUCUCAGCAUCAACAGAGAAGACUGGGUACGAGGCUUACAAAGGCCGACUGAACGGCCCCCGUGCCUGGCAGGCAAACAUCGCUAACACUAACCAGUGGUUACAGGUCAACUUUACCACCAGAACCAUCAUCACCGGGAUCCAGACACAGGGUUUGUGGGGAGGCCAUGUCAAGAGCUACAGGCUUCUCUACGGAGAUGCAGAGGACGGCCUGUCGGUGUAUAAAGAACCUGGUUCGGACGGUAGCAAGGUCUUCGAUGCAAAUUCCGAUGGGGUGACAGUGGUCAGUCACGACCUUGACGUGCCGAUCAUCGCGUCUAUCGCACGAGUGAAUCCACAAAGCUUUACUAACAACCUCCUACGUCUCCGAAUGGAGUUGCUGGGAUGUGAAGAACCAGCUCUCCCAUUGACAACCCAACCAGCAACUACGACACCUAGUACUACAACAGUCCAGUCCACAGCCAUGCCUACAACCCAUGCAACAACAACAGAAGACGUGUCAACGGUUGCACAAACUACAUCCGCUUCACCAACAACACAGCCUGCUACAACAUCAGUUGCCACAACAUCUGCAACAACGCAACCGACUCUCCCUCCAUCUACACAAUCUAGGACAACUGAAAUGCCUACAACAAGUAUGAGCCAGACUACAACCGACUUGACAACAGUCAUUCCAUCAUCUCCUCUUGCUGUCUCAACAACAAUGACAUCUACAAAUGAAACAACAGAUGCGCAAACAUUGACGACAUUGGAAAUAUCUACCGAGACAAGAUCGACAUCAACAACUCCUACGGUUGAAACAUCAGGGACAACAAUGAUAAUAACUCCAUCAUCUUCUUGGACGAUGCCUGGAGUAGAAACUACUGAGGAAACAACAGUGCCACAUGCAAUAACUCAUACAGCAACAGCAACAACGACUAUGGUUGAAACAUCAGGAACAACAAUGGUACCAACUACAACAACUGCUGCAACGACACCUGGAUUAGACACUACUGAUGUAACAACAACUUCAGAAGCCACUGCAGCAACCACAGCAACAACGACGGCUAUGGCUGAAACGUCAGGAACAACAAUGGUGCCGAAUCCAACAACUGCUGCAACAACACCUGGAUUAGACACUACUGAGGUAACAACAACUGCAGAGGCCACUGCAACAACCACAGCGACGUCUACGACUUUGGUUGAAACAUUAGGAACAACAAUGGCACCAACUCCAACAACUGCUGCAACAACGCCUGGAGUGGACACUACCGAGGCAACAACAGUGGCACAUACAACAACUGCAGUAACCACAGCAGCAGCAUCAACUACACCAAUGUUAGAAACGUCACAGAUAGCAAAGGCAUCAACACCUGUGGCAACGACAAAAUCGACAUCACCAAUGGUGGAAACGUCUGCAAAAGUAACAACUGUAAAAACGUAUGUCCACACAACGACAACAGAGGAUUCCACACCGAUGAAAACCAACAUACCUCUACCUAAAACUACAAAAACUGAUCCGAAGAAGACAACGGCUAGUCUUUCCAAAUACACUACAACGGCUAAAGAUGGCGACAAGGAAUCACAGACAGGCGACAGUGGAGGAGGAGGUAACACCGUGGUGUUCGCUGCUGCAGGAGCCACAGGAGGAGUAGCGGUGCUGGUCGGGGUGGGAGUCACUGUCUUCAUCUGCAGAAGGCGCAGAAGGGAUUCUGACGCUUGUCGAGUACCGAUGGAACGUCUUGGAACGAAAAGCAUUGAUUCUAAACCAGAUAGCACCAGUGCUGAAGUGGCCAUAGGAAACCCCCUCUAUGGAGCAAUGGACGAGCCCAAUAAAGUGAGCCUUGCCGUGAAUGACAGCUUUUGCAGUGUUCGAGGGAGACAAGGGAAAAUGACUCCGUAUGGCAGUUACGUUUUACUAGUGGUGCUGAUGCUGGAGAACCCAGCACUACAAGGUUCGAUGGGACAGACCUGUGGAGGAACCCUUAACAGAGACAGUCCGACACGGAACAUCACAUCUCCCGACUACCCAAACCCGAUCCAAGCACUGAUCACCUGUGACUGGAUCAUUGAAGCACCCACGGGUCAAGUUCAGCUACGGUUUGAAGAAUUUAGUUUCUUCCAGACCAUGCGUUGUACUACGUCAGAGCCAACUGUGUCAAUAUUUGAUGGUUCAUCUAUAUCAGACCCAUCACUAGGGCGGUACUGUGGAAAUGAGAAUGGGAACUUAGCGCCACCAGACGUGACAGUGUCGUCCUCAGGGUCUCUGUUAGUUCAUUACUACUCGGGAAGAUACGGUGGAGCAGGAGUAGCGGGAGAGGGCUUUAUCGCUACGUUUUCUUUCCCAGGCGUAGUGGACUGUGCAUCUUCGCCGUGUACUAACGGAGGGACAUGUGUGAACAGACCUGACGGUUUCCUAUGCCUGUGCCUGCCGGAGUAUGUCGGCACGCGGUGUGAAGAUACGGCCGGCGUCGACCACUGUGCCUCGUCGCCUUGUACUAAUGCAGGGACAUGUGUGAACGGACCCGACAGUUUCCAAUGCCUGUGCCCGCCGGAAUAUGUCGGCACGCGGUGUGAAGAUGCGGCCGGCGUCGACCACUGUGCCUCGUCACCUUGUACUAAUGUAGGAACAUGCGUGAACGGACCCGACAGUUUCCAAUGCCUGUGCCCACCGGAGUAUGUCGGCACGCGGUGUGAAGAUGCGGCCGGCGUCGACCACUGUGCCUCGUCACCUUGUACUAAUGCAGGGACAUGUGUGAACGGACCCGACAGUUUCCAAUGCCUGUGCCCACCGGAGUAUGUCGGCACGCGGUGUGAAGAUGCGGCCGGCGUCGACCACUGUGCCUCGUCACCUUGUACUAAUGUAGGGACAUGUGUGAACGGACCCGACAGUUUCCAAUGCCUGUGCCCGCCGGAGUAUGUCGGAACAUUAUGUCAAGUGUCAAAAUCGUCAUGCUUGCUGCCACUGGGGAUGGAAAACGGUGACAUCGAAGACAGUCAGAUCUCAGCAUCAACAGAGAAGACUGGGUACGAGGCUUACAAAGGCCGGCUGAACGGUCCCCGUGCCUGGCAGGCAGACGUCGCCAACACUAACCAGUGGUUACAAGUCAACUUUAACAACAGAACCAUCAUCACCGGGAUCCAGACACAGGGUUUGUGGGGAGGGCAUGUCAAGAGCUACAGGCUUCUCUACGGGGAUAAAGAGGACGGCUUAACCAUGUAUAAAGAGACUGGAUUCAACAAUAGCAAGAUUUUUGAUGCUAAUUCCGAAGGACGAACAGUGGUCACAAGUAACUUUAGCCUGCCGAUCCUUGCUUCCAUCUUGAGAGUGAACCCUCAAGACUUCACAUAUAACUUGAUACGUCUCCGAUUGGAGCUGCUGGGAUGUGACGACAUCGACCAUUGUGCGUCGUCGCCCUGUAUCAACGGAGGGACAUGUCUGAAUGUACCAGACGGCUUCCAGUGUUUGUGCAUCCCAGAAUAUGUCGGGACCCGGUGUCAAGUUUCAAAAUCAUCUUGCAUGCUUCCACUGGGGAUGGCAAGCGGCUACAUUGAAGACAGUCAGAUCUCAGCAUCGACAGAGAAGACUGGGUACGAGUCUUACAAAGGCCGCCUGAACGGUCCCCGUGCCUGGCAACCAGUCCUGGCAGACACUAACCAGUGGUUACAGGUCAACUUUAACAACAGAACCAUCAUCACCGGGAUCCAGACACAGGGUUUGUGGGGAGGGCAUGUCAAGAGCUACAGGCUUCUCUACGGAGAUACAGAGGACGGUCUGACCAUGUACAAAGAGACUGCAGCCAACAGCAGCAAGGUCUUUGAUGCGAAUUCCGAAGGAACAACAGUUGUUAGUCAUGACCUUGACGCACCGAUCCUCACGUCCAUCCUGAGACUGAACCCGAGAGACUUCACAAAUAACUUGAUACGUCUCCGGUUGGAGCUACUGGGAUGUGAAGACGUCGACCAUUGUGCAUCGUCGCCCUGUACUAACGGAGGCACAUGUGUGCAUUUGACUGACAGUUACCAGUGCAUGUGCCCGCCGGAGUACGUUGGAACACAAUGCCAAGUAUCAAAAGCCUCAUGCAUGCUGGCACUGGGGAUGGCAAAUGGUGACAUUGAAGACAGCCAAAUCUCGGCAUCCUCGGAGGUGGCCGGAUACGAGGCUUACAAAGGCCGCCUGAACGGUCCCCGUGCCUGGGAAGCAAACGUCUCCGACACUAACCAGUGGUUACAGGUCAACUUUACCACCAGAACCAUCAUCACCGGGAUCCAGACACAGGGUUUGUGGGGAGGGCAUGUCAAGAGCUACAGACUUCUCUACGGAGAUACAGAGAACGGUCUGUCGAUGUACAGAGAGACUGGGAGCAACAGUAGCAAGGUCUUUGAUGCGAAUUCUGACGGUACGACGGUGGUUACCAACGGCCUUGAUGUGCCGUUUAUCACGUCCAUCUUACGAGUGAACCCACAAGACUUUAAGGGGACUUUGAUACGUCUCCGUAUGGAGGUGCUGGGGUGUGGAGACGUUGUACCUUCAGCAUCAACCCAGUCAGCUGGACUGACAACACAGAGUGCGUAUACAUCAGCUGCCUUAUCCACAUCGCGGACAGUAACGACAGACGACGUGUCAACAGUUUCUCAAACUACAUCUGCUCUGUCGACAACUGGCAAAUCAUCCACACAGCCUACAGUCGCAACAACAUCUGCAACAACUCAGCUAACUUUUCUUCCAUCUACACAAUCGGUCGCUCUCGGUCAGAGUUCAACUGCUUUGACGACAACCACAUUACCAGUUUCUCCGACUACCCCAAGGACAAUUGCACCUCCAGUUGAAACAACGACGGUAAUUGUAGAAACAACAACGGCUGGGACAACAACAGUACCACCUCCAACAACUACAGCAACAGUGCCAACGCAAACAUCACCCAUAGUAGUAACGACAGAUACAACAACAGCAGCACAUCCAACAACUGCGGAAACACCGGCAAAACCAACGACACCCAAGCUAGAAACGACAGCUACAACAAAAGUGACAACACUGCCUCCCAUAGCGACAACAGUAGCUACACGAAUGGUGGAAACGUCACAAACGAUCACAUUGCCAACGUCCGUCAAUAAAAUGACAACGGGAGUUUCAACAUCAACGACAAGGGCGACCAACGCACCACUUCUUGUAAAAACUACAAAACCUGACGACUUGAUCAAGACAACGAAAAGUAGUACUCCUAAGCACACUACAGCGGCUAAAGAGGGUGACAAAGAAGCACAAACAGGCGACAGUGGAGGAGGAGGUAACACCGCGGUGUUCGCUGCUGCAGGAGCCGCAGGAGGAGUAGCGGUCCUGGUCGGAGUGGGAGUCACUGUCUUCAUCUGCAGAAGACGCAAAAUGAAUCCCGAGGCCUCUGGUGUACCCAUGCAACGACUAGAUGCGAGCAACGCUCACAACACAGAUCAUUCGAGUACUGAUGUCGAGAUAGAGAAUCCCCUCUAUGGCGCAAUGGACGGGAUCAAUGCGCUGGGAAUCAACGUGACUGACAGCUCUGCAUGACGAUUUCUUAAUACAGUAAAUACCUCAAGGAAAUCCACACACAAGUUUUGUUAUGACUACGACUUACCCGAAAGACAUCGGUCGUUAAGUGAAACCGUCAUGCCAUUUGGGGCUAACGGUUUAUUUUAAGUACGUAAUAGAUGCAGAUUUUAGACAUGCCUUAGAGGCGUUGCCAAAAAACGCAACGCAUUUUUUUACAAUAUCAUUUACAUCACCCAGUACAUGUGUUAAGCACAGAGAAAAAUAUUCCUGCAAUGUCAGAUUCCGUGCUUGUAAAUUCAUUUAGGUCCGAGACUUUUUCAAUGAUUACAGUGUUUAGAAAAUUUGUUAUAGGCUUUACAAAUAUGAAACCAAAGACAUAUACAGCAAACAGUGCAACUGAUUACCAUUGUAUGUACAUAGCCAUGCUUCAUCUAAGUGUAAAUAACGUACAGAAGAAAAUAAAAUGCCUGCAUGUAAUUUUCUUGUCAAAAUAAUGGUGUACUCGGUAAUUUGCAUGUUAAUAGGAUAACGUGCUAAACCAACAUUAACGUUGAGACAAAAAAUUGUCUUGAUUUGUCUUGAUUAUGGGUAAAAUAAAUACAGACACAAAGGACACUGUUAUUAUCUAAAAACAAAUCCUUUAUUUGACAACUCUCCACUACAAGGAUUGAACAUAAAAUAGUUUUGAUCUUUCACAGUCACAAGAUGGAAAUCCAGCUGCCCGGGGGCAGUACAACUUUCAUGGGUCACGGCCGGAUUUGUGAUCCGAAAUAACAUAAAGUUAAGCAUGAGUGCAAUAUCUGUUUGCUUUUAAUUACACAUUUUGUAUUGGCAAGUGCAUAAAUAGAAUGAUCUGCUAGAGGGCGCUCCAAGCUGAUGUACAGCCUAGCGAUAAUGGC